CCUGUGGCACAUCUAAAAGCUGCAGGACAGCGGCCCUUGAGGACUGGAGUUUGACACCUCUCCUCUACAAGGUUUACAUUCAGCUGGAAGAAAACUGAAUCAGACAAUUUCCAUUCAUGUUCAAACCAAAUGAAUUUCUUAUAAUGAAUUUGGUCAGAUGGUUGUAUGUAGGCUGUUUUAUAAACAUCUCAUUUAAAAACUUGAUUUUUUAAAAUAGAAGUCCAACAAAGAUCACAGAAUGUAGCUGAAUGGUGGGUUUGUGUAAAGGUCGCCACCCUUUAAUUGUAAUUUUAAUGAAAGUACCCUACUAACAUAACUGCCGAAUCACAAGCUGAUGUUGGAACAACUACAAAGACGAUCUUUGACCGAUUUUUUUUUUUUUAAUCAAAUCUAAAUUUUCCUCCUCCCCCGAAAAUGCAUGAACAAAAUUUUCCAGUGAUGUAGAAAUUGAUCAAAAGAAAUUCUUUUAGUUUUCAGAUGAUGAAAGGCGUUUUGAGGUUUUGGACGUCUUGCAGCUGUUAUCAGUGACAAAUCUGUGGACUGGCGUUUAUUUUUGACACCCCAGGUUUUGACACCUGUCUUUGCUUGAGUUAAAAGGCAGAAUAGGACAACUUGCUGUUCAACUCAAUACUGAAGACUGAUGGGAAUCUUGUCAGUCCUGUUGUCCUGAGUGAUUGAGGAAUGUGUAAGGUAUCUGGAUUUUAAAUGUUUGUUUUUGUUGUUUUUACCUCCUUAGUUUGUGUGUCACCAUUCAUUAGAGAUAAGCGUUUUUUAAUCAUGUACCUCUAGUUUUACAUCAUGCAGCGUUUUUCCUAAUCCACGUAAGGAGUUGAGAUAUUGGCAGGUUUUCCAACCAGACACAUUCAGCAAACAUUUAUGUCUACACAUUUAAGUUUUAAAAGUCCAAACACGAGGAGGCGUCAUGUCCUGAAUGUCUGGAACGUGGACAUGGAGUCAGGUCUACAAUGGGUGUGAAAGGAGUUGCCUUUCAGAAGAUGUGUGCUGUUGAUUCUUAUGUUGCUGUAAGUCAGAACAUUUUGGGUUUUUUCCAAAUUGAUUGAUGAGACGUAACACCCAAGAGUUCAAAACCAUGUCCCAAAUCUUUAAGUGUAAAGAGCUCAUACUUGUAUGAUACAUUUAUUACAAAUUUGAUUUAUUUUUUUAUGUCUUUUCUUUCACUAAUGUACUUUUUAUGGCCAAAUGAAGUUAAGUUUUUGAUCAGUUCCUCAUUUGAGCACUUAAGUCAUAUUACACAAAUAUUGUUUUUUAGAAAGUGCAAAAUUUAUGAAAUUGUAAUAAAACACAUUUUCUUUUGAACUUUUUACAUGAAAUGUUGACACUGACAGGUUGUUGUAUGACUGGUUUCUGGCAACUAAAGGCAUCAGGCUGACACUUUAAAUUGUUCACGCCCAGUGAGUUUCCCAGGUAUUGUUCAGUAUUUCAGGAAGCCAUAUAGAAAUUUUGGUUUAAUACAGAAACCAGACUCAAGCUUCUAGCAAUAAGAUUUUCAUUUGAAAAUAAGAUUACUUUUAGUCUAAAUGUUUUGUUAGAUAAAUUUUAUUGAAAUAGAAAAAGCUGACAGCACUGCUGAGACUGAUUAAAUAAUGUGUUAUUGCAGGUUAAGGAUUGUUAUUGGGGAAAUUUCCAUAAGUAUGGAGUCUAUUAAGGUAGAAAGUGUGUCCGAUGGGUGGAGGAGCCACCAGGCUGUACAACACCCUGACUCAGACGUUCAGCGGCAGCAGCUCCCCUCUGUCCAUCCCGCCAUCCUACCUGAGCCCCCACCAGCCCGCUCUUACCAACCUGGAUUCAGAUUUCUGCCUGCAGCAGAAGAGCGCCCCGAUAUGCCCCCUUGAUCCAGUGGAGCUGCUUCAGCAGUGUGAAGAGGCCCUCAGGGACCGACCUCCUCACCUGCAUAGAAACUUUGUCUACAUCAAUAAUGGAGACGACAUUGCCAGCAUCCCCAUCAGGGUGAUGCAGUGGAACAUCCUAGCCCAAGCUCUGGGCGUAGGAGUUGACAACUUUGUCCGGUGUCCCUUGGAGGCCCUCAGUUGGUCCCGAAGGAGGAGCCUCAUCCUGGAGGAGAUUCUGGCCUACCGACCUCACAUCCUGUGUCUGCAGGAAGUAGACCACUACUAUGACACCUUCCAGCCGGUUUUGGCGAAUCUGGGGUACAGCAGCCAUUUCUAUCCGAAACCCUGGUCUCCAUGCCUGGACAUAGAAGGCAACAGCGGUCCUGAUGGUUGUGCCCUCUUCUUUGAUGAGUCCCGAUUCGAGCUCCUGGACAGUGUGAACAUCAGACUCUCUGCCAUGAUGAUCCCCACAAAUCAAGUUGCUGUGGUGACGACUCUGCGUUGUCGGAGCAGUGGAAGGUAUGUAUGCGUCGCUGCGACUCACCUAAAAGCCCGAUCUGGCUGGGAGUGGUUCCGCAGCGCUCAGGGGUCGGACCUCCUCUGGCACCUUCAGAAUCUGGUCCAGAAGCUCGUUGGCGGCAACUCCAACGUCAAAGUCCCCCUGCUGAUUUGUGGCGAUUUCAACGCAGUCCCGUCGGAGGAAGUAUACCGACGCUUCGCCACUUCCCCUCUAGGUUUGGACUCUGCUUAUAAGAAGCUCAGUCAGGACGGCGUAAGUGAGCCGGAGUACACGACAUGGAAGAUCCGGGGCACCGGGGAGUGCUGCUGCACGCUGGACUACAUCUGGUACACUAAAGACACACUGAGAGUGGACGCUGUCCUGGACAUCCCAGACGAGGAGCAAAUCGGACCCAACAGGCUUCCAUCCUACAGCUAUCCAUCCGACCACCUCUCUCUGGUUUGCGACUUCAGCUUCAGGGAGAAGGAAUAAGAGGCUGGCUCAUCGAUGGGAAAUGUUGAUUCCUUGGACCGAGGGGUUCUCCCUCGCUGCUUCACUCCACAGAAAGCCUGGAAGCCGAAUGUGAGUGAACGGGUGAAGAUGAGAAGACAGGAGGCCUCGAGUGUGAAGUGACUGAAAUGUUGCAGUGUUGAGGUUGAAGAGAUAAAUGCAUCGCGAGUCUUCCUGCCUGAACUAAGUCUGCACCAGCUGAUCGUCUCAUACCUUCAUCAGCAAUCAAGCUGCUCAUACAUGAACUUUGGGUUGUUGUUUUUUUUACAAAAUACUGAAAUCAGACUGUAAUAAGAAUACUGCUUGGUACUACCAUCAUAUAACACUGAAAGUAAAUAAAGUGUCUUUGCCAGAUA
Messenger RNA from Xiphophorus maculatus (southern platyfish), 3215 nucleotides. It is a transcript of the gene noctb, whose product is annotated as nocturnin-like. Gene Ontology annotation, molecular function: poly(A)-specific ribonuclease activity. The transcript has 5 exons. Bases 1684 to 2841 code for a protein of 385 amino acids. NCBI's taxonomy places the organism in Eukaryota, Metazoa, Chordata, Actinopteri, Cyprinodontiformes, Poeciliidae. Gene Ontology annotation, biological process: circadian rhythm. The record is from RefSeq and is a predicted model, not a curated record.